GCAAGAGAGGGGGGAAAAGACAUUAUUUUCUUCUCCUGUGAGGUCUUUGAUAAGCAAAGCAACAGCAUCUUUAGACAAGAUGUGCUCUUGCAGGAAUUUAAGUGGAAGAGACAAAGAAACCAUGCUACCAGCAGCAUCAGAGAAAAAACCUGAAAUCACCAGGCAAUAAGAAUUCAGUCCAGAGAAUCUGAGGAGAAGAAAAAGCAAACUGGCAAACAGAGACCAGUCAGGAAAUAAUUCAUAUAGAAAGGGAUACAAAAAAAGUGGUGUUUGUAACAUUUUCACAGCAGCAUCGCCAUAAAGAAAUUCUGUUCUGGAAUUUCCAUCAGGGAGCGACGAGCACUACGAUUAAGAUCCAAACGACAUCCUCAGUGCUGCAGCUUCUCCAAAGAACACCUUCCCUUUCCACAGGGAGAUCAGCAUCAAGAGAGGAAAAAAAACUCCCAAAAAUCAUCCUGAUGGGAAUAACCAUCCAAAACAUCACAGGAAACACAGCAAUGGUAAUUUGGCCAAAAAUGGCCAGUUGUGUCGACAGCUUUUACAGCAUCAUGUACCACCCUAACUGGAACAGCAUGCUGUCCAGCUACUCCAGAAAGAGCUUCCAGAGGGAAGAGAGGGUGCCCACCACUCGCUCCUCCUUUGUGGUUGAAAACCUGACUCCCCUGACGACGUACAUCAUGUGCGUGACCUGCCAGUCCGCAAACCCCUCCAGCGACCAGUGCAGAGUUUUCAACACGCUGGAACGAGACCCCGCGUCGGCGAGCAGCACCAAGAAGGAGCUGGCUCUGGGCAUCUGGCUCACCAGCGGCGUGCUGCUCCUCAUCAUCGCCGCCGUGCUGCUCUACGGCUGCCUGCACCUCCUCUGCCGCAGGAGACACCAGCGCCUGCAAGAGCGGGGCGGCAGCUCCAAGCGGGAGCCUGAGGGGCCAUGGACCAAAAGCACGGCCCACGCCUCGGAUGAGCUCAGCAGGCAGAGCCAGCACACACGGGACGCUGAGGAAAAGCAUCCGGGUGGCAUCCAGCUGGCCACAAUCAUAGAGAAUCCCUCGAAGCAUCUAAUCAUUGCUGGAGGCUGGCAUGUUUCCUGGAAGAAAUCACCUCAAGCCUCCCUUGUUUUCAAAUUCAGCCCCUUUAUGGCUGCUGACAGCAUCAGGACACUGAACUAGACACACCUUUGGCCUCACCUGCAGCUCAUAUGCUUGUGCACUAUCCAAAGGUUUGCUUUCUUUCUUUCUUUCUUUCAUGAUGGUCAACAGGUGGAUAAAAAAUACCUUUGGAUUUCACUGCCAAUCUGAAAAGAUCAUCUCACUCAUCUCUCCAUUCCUUCUCCAUAAACUGCUGUCCUCGAGUCUGUGCAGCUGGCCAGCAUU
This is a messenger RNA of Melospiza georgiana, 1370 nucleotides long. RefSeq names its product fibronectin type III domain-containing protein 9-like. NCBI's taxonomy places the organism in Eukaryota, Metazoa, Chordata, Aves, Passeriformes, Passerellidae. The record is from RefSeq and is a predicted model, not a curated record. Gene Ontology annotation, molecular function: protein binding. Bases 459 to 1166 code for a protein of 235 amino acids. The transcript has 3 exons.